UUUGAACGCGAGGACAAUCCGCGACCCACACUUGCUUUGGAGUAUUCUUAUGGGCGACGCACGAGUGGCACACAAAAACAGGUGCUAAAUAUUUGGGAGCUCGGCGCUUUGGACAAUGCAGAACAAUUGAUUUCUGUGCCUUUGCGCACGCAUGGACUCGAAAAUUUUGCGGCCAUUAUAAUGUUGGAUCUCUCGCAGCCGAAACGUGUUUGGCCGGAAUUGGAGCGCAUUUAUCAAGCGUUACGUAGCACAAGCAGUAAACUGUUGAGCCCGGAUGAGGAACAAAUGUAUCGCGAGCGCAUGGCAGAUCGUCUCAAAAAGGAUCACAACGAUUUGGAGUGUCUCGAGCUGAUGUCAUUCCCAAUAGUUAUAGUUGGUGGCAAAUAUGAUUUGUUCAAAGAUUUCGACGCCGAGCUGAAACAACAUAUUUGC
Messenger RNA from Bactrocera oleae (olive fruit fly), 432 nucleotides. Lineage: Eukaryota; Metazoa; Arthropoda; Insecta; Diptera; Tephritidae. The record is from RefSeq and is a predicted model, not a curated record.